Molecule: messenger RNA, 740 nt
Organism: Bactrocera dorsalis (oriental fruit fly)
Lineage: Eukaryota; Metazoa; Arthropoda; Insecta; Diptera; Tephritidae
Product: TP53-regulated inhibitor of apoptosis 1
Exons: 2
Coding region: 107-352 (81 amino acids)
Source: RefSeq, a predicted model, not a curated record
UCUCAUGUAUUUUCGUUUCUAUCAAGGUCCAACAAAUAGCUACAAACGUAUGUGAUUGCGUGAAUUUACCACAUUUGUAGUCAUAUAAAUUUAAAUUGUUGUUACCAUGAAUAGUUUGGGCGAUGAUUGCACGGAACUGAAGAAGCAAUACGACGCUUGCUUCAACUCUUGGUUUUCUGAACAUUUCCUUAAAGGUCGCCAUGAUGAUUCGUUGUGUGCACCGAUCUUUAAAAUUUAUCAAGAUUGUGUAAAGCGAGCAAUGCGGGAGCAAAAAAUUGAACUUCGAGAAAUCGAUUCAGAAAUCAAUACCGGCGAAAAGGAGCAACAAAAACCUGACCACACAAAGAGUUGACCGAUAUUGAAUAGUGAUCUCUCCACGACUGCAACGACGAAAUCAUACGAUUCUGGUGGUACUGGCACACCAACCAGUUUGGCUGGUUACGACGAGUAUCCUAUUAAGAAAGGUUCAUACAAAAGGGACAAUUCUGUAUCGUAAUUUGUCGUAUUAUUACAAUAUGUUUGUAUACAAUAAUGUUCAACUUAGCAAUAAUGUACUAUACAUAUGUAUAUCUAAAAAAAUUUAUUCAGUAUCGCAGUAUUCCGCGAUUCAGGUAAAUUAACAAAGCAUAAAACAGUAGCGCUUUAAUAUUGUAUGUAAACACUAAAAUUAAACUUAAGUAUUAAAUAAAGUUAAUUUUCAUUGUAAAUGUUUUGAGAAAAUAAACGUUAUUUAACGUAAA